Molecule: messenger RNA, 3558 nt
Organism: Auanema sp. JU1783
Lineage: Eukaryota; Metazoa; Nematoda; Chromadorea; Rhabditida; Rhabditidae
Source: the annotation of a GenBank genome assembly
AUGAAUAUUAUUUUUCUAUUCCUUUCUAUUCUUCAACUAUCGACAGCCUUUUUCAAUGAGCAAUGUCCUCUAGGUUGGAUAUCGUCGGGAGAAUGGUGCGUGAAGAUGUCCAUUCAACCAGAAACUUAUCAUAAGGCUCAGAAAUUUUGUGAAUCAGAAGGUGGACAGUUAUUCCAUUCAGAAAUUCAAACAGAAGUUGAUGACGUCAUAGAUAUCCUUGAUGAUUUAUAUAAACGAGGAGUUCAUGAAAGUACUUGGAUUAUUUCCCUCAUAUAUCAUACCCCUCGGGCUAUAAGCCGUCAUUCUGAUGGAAAUUAUUCAAUUAUAACAACUUCCACGUCGGCCACGUAUCCAUUCAUUUGCUCAUUAACACAAUCUGGACGACGGAUGCUUAACUUCCAGCAAAUGCUAUUGCCUAAAGGAGCUCCAAAGAUUGUUUCUUCGAGUCUUUCUGAAAUAUACUUUCACCCAAGGAAUGGAGCAGACUUCGUUCCUAUUCCAUGCUCAGUAGAAGCACAACCACCUACAACGAUCACUUGGUACAAGAAUGAUAUUCAAAUUAUUCAUUCGUCAAGUUCGUCACGAUCAUCAAACGAAUCUUACUUGUUAUCUGGAGGCACUUUGCUCGUGCCCGCUCUUUCAUCACUAGCCUAUUCGUCUUUUCAUUGUGUCGCUUCUAAUGAAUUUGGAAAGAUAAGAAGCGCUUCUGUUCUUCUGAAGCCUGCCUUUUUGGAUUCUUUUGCUGAAAGACGCCAUGAUGUUCUACCAUUAGUUGGAGGAGGUGCCCGUCUUGAGUGUGAUGCUCCUGCUCAUCAACCAAAAUCUUUCUCAUUCACUUGGCUAAUUGGAACAACAAAUCGUGUCUUGCAUCAGUCACCUCGAGUUUUCAUCUCAUCUGAUGGAUCUCUUUAUUUCUCCUCCGUAACUCCAGAUGACGAUGAGAAAUAUGCGUGUGCUUUAUCAUUGUCUUCCACUCAAUCUGGACACUAUGGACCAUUCUUCCGUCUCAGGGUUGGAGGAGCUCAACCUCAGAGCCCUCCUAGGAUACCUAGUCAUCUACCCCAAGUAUUCCCAGAAACUCCAACAGUAGAAGAUACAGUUUACAUCGAAUGUUUUGCGUACGGAAACCCAGUACCAACAUAUAAAUGGACUCGAGUUGAUGGACAUUCCCUCGGUCCCAGGGCAACCAUUACAAAUUUUGGAAGAAUUUUAAGAAUUGACAAUGUUCAAAUGGCGGAUUCAGGAAGAUAUCGUUGUACAGCCGGAAAUUCAUUGAACGCUGCUCAUUCGGAUGUUGUUUUAACACUCAAAUCGCGUCCAACAGUUGUUUUGCCAUUGUACGAUCGUUUGGUUUCCACGGAAUCUACUUUCCAUAUGGAUUGUCCACUAUCGAAUGCAGAUCGUCAUUCAACAAUUGAAUGGUUUAAAGAUGCUAAUCCAAUUGUUCCAUUGUUGAUGAAACCUGACGAGAGGAGUCGUUAUAAGGUUGAUGACAGUCGUUUGACGGUCAGUGAUACUCGUUUAUCCGAUUCGGGAAUAUAUGAAUGUAUAAUAAGCAAUGAAAUUGGAGUAUCAAUAAGCUCUGCUCAUGUAUUCGUCAAGGACGCCGCUCCAGCUUUCCCAUUGCAGGCCAUGCCAUUGAAAGUCUAUGCAAUCAAAGGAUCAACAUUGAAUAUGCCUUGUAUAUAUCAAGCUUCGCCUCAUGGACAUAGCAAAUGGACUGACGCAGGUGGCAACAAAUUACCCCACAAGGGCAGAGUCCGGGAGGAAAAAGGAAUUCUAAUUAUACAAGACAUCUUGCCUGAUGAUGAAGGAUUAUUCUUCUGUUCUGCUCAUAAUCGUCUUGGAAGAGCUCAUUCACAAGUUCAUCUUAUUGUCGUUGAUAAGCCGCGAAUUCGAGUUAAAACAAAUAAGGGAAGCACAUCUGAGUUUUCCAACUUGACUUGUGAAGUUGAAUUGGAAUGUCAACAUGAAUGUCCAGAAACAUUAAUUAGCUGGUCGCUGAAUGAUAAGCCUAUAGGGCAUAAAAACAAAAAGCACAUGAAGACUAAGAUUCAUGAACACAGAAAACAUUCAGGAUAUACUGGUUACACUCUCAACCAAAAAAUGGAUCUGGAGAUUCCACACUCGGAGAAACAUUUGGGUCGAUAUGCUUGCUCUUCUGUUAUUGGAGGAGCAUCAAUUGAGUUCCCUAGUAAACUUUCUCCUCCUCCACCUGUUUCUGUAACCGUUUCUACAAAAAAUAAUUCUAUUCAUCUAUCAUGGAAAAAACCGCCGUCUCAUCGUGAACCAAGAGAUUACCAGGAUGAUGGUGUCAAAGGUUAUUUGGUAGAAAUCCGAACUCGCUCUGAUAGGCAAUGGAGAAGCAUUCCAAGAGACCUCAUAACUAAAUCUGAAGCUGAAGGAUUUUUCUUAGAAUCUUUAACACCUAACAAUGAUUACCAGUUCCGCGUUCGAUCGCUUGAUGCGAGUUCGCUCGGAGAGCCUUCAACUCCAACUGAAUGGAUUCAUACACCAUCAGCUGCACCACAAGAUCCAAUAGAAGAUCUGAACUGGAAGAUUAUUGAUCCAGGAACAAUAUUAGUGGAAUGGAAACCAAUUGAACAAGACCAUAAAUCAGGGGAAAAUUUGAGAUAUCGUGUAACUUGGAGUGAAUCUUCGAUUGAUGACCAAUCGUCAGAAAAACCUCAUGUAUUGACCCAUCACUUAGAAUCGAAACAACCGCAAGCGAUUGUCCGAUUGAACUCAACUGAAGGAUGUAGAGCAGUUGCUCUAGCUAUACGUCCUUUCAACGACGAAGGCCCGUCUCCUGUUAGUACCGACACUGUGGCUCUGAUCAGUAGCACUGGAAAACUUCGAGCUGCUGAUAUCACCUCAGCUGUACCCUUGAAUGGAACUCAUAUUCAUCUUAAAUGGGAGUGGGUAGGAGAGAAUGAAUGCCAAGUGGCGCAUGCUAUCAAGAUAUCAUGUAAAGCCGAAAAACGUGAAACGGUAACAGCUAUGGUAUCAUCUCAGCUUUACGAAUGGACAUUAGCUGCGCUGGAACCAGAAACACUGUAUUCUUGUUCAGUUAUGCCCUAUAAUAACAAGGGGAGCCAUGGCGAACCGAGCCAUCCACAUAAGAUAUGGACAAAACAAUAUCCUCCACAGGAAGCUCCCUCAAUAACGAAACUUUCACUGAAGCCAUUAAGUGAUGACAGUGGUUACACGACAAUUCUUGAAUGGUCGGCUGUCGAUUUGCGCAAUGAUAACAGCAGUGAUGUUUCUGCUGGGUACAAGAUAUACAUUUAUAUUUCGGAAACAGCUUCCGAGGCUGUUGUUCUCUCAAUGCCUAACUCUCGCCUCACAAGCUCUGAAAAACCAUCUGCUCGUUUAGAUGGCUUGAGGCUUAUGUACAUGUAUACUAUACAAGUAGCAGCUUAUAAUGAUGGUGGCAUAGGACCAUUAAGUCCUCCUAAAACGAUUCGAUUAGGAACAGCUUCAACAAUCGAUUCGAGCUCAUCCCCAUCUGUAUUCCUGUCUGUUUUAUUAGUUAGUCUAUAUGUUCUCCUUUUUUGA